AAUUCGCUACCUUCAUUUUCAAUAGAAAUAAAAUUGCUUAAGGAGACUUACAUAGAUAAUUAGGAUAUAUGGAUAAAUUAUAAACUAAUGCUACACUUUACAAUGUUCAAUUUGUUUUCUAAUACGCAUUUAUUAUUAUAUUUAUUUAUUAUUUAAUAUCUAUGUUGAAAACCGUUAAGGUCACACAAAGUUUCUUACCUCAAUUAGUUUUUCAUUAGAUAAAUCUUUUAUUGGGAAGCUCUUUAACUAAGGGACACGAUUACUUUUCAAACUUAUUUUAUUAGGAAUUGCAAACAACGGACUUUGCAUAAGGUCGGCAUCGAGUCUACAGAAAUUAUGAAAGUGUGGACAGUUAUUAUAAUUACUGUGCGGCACUAAUAUCAACAAGUGCUUAAAAAAGCAAUUGGAUUUAUUAAUCGAUGUUAUUAAUUUAAGAAGAUAUUAAUUAACGCGUUCGCGGGCAGUAAAAAUUUCAGUGAGAUGCAAAAAAUUACAGUCAUUUUAUUUUAAAAUUAAUUGUGAUUUGCGAUAUGUGAUUGAAUACAUUUUCUGAGAGUAGUUAGAAGAUGAAUGAAGUUAUUCUACCGGGAUGACCAUUAUAGCAUUCACAUAAGAAAAAAAAAAAAGAAACAAGGACAAUGAGAGAAUCUGCAUUCUUUCAAGUGUACUUAAAUUUACGAAUUUAAAUAAUCUUUAAGUAAUUUUGUAAAUACACGGAGAAAAAAUAAAAUAAUAUGAAAAAACGUGAAGAAUCAGUUAAUCAAUGCAUCGGUAAUUACAAUAGUUUAAUUAAACGAAAAAUAAUUGGCUUUCGUAGCAUUUAUGUCAUUUUGCAUCGCAAUGAAAACGAAUGCUGUAGCAUUCACAGUCACGAACGUGUUUAGCGGAUUUUAUAGAAGAAAUAUUUGGUAUUGAAAUAAUUUAUUUUAUUAUUAUUGAUCAUUUUUCCCAUAUAACACGAUUUCGCAGCAAUUGUCAUCUGCUAUUUUACAAUUUUAUAAAAUUUCAUUGCUGGCAAUAUUAACACAAAAUAAGAAAACAAAACCAAGGCAACACGUGUAAAAGGCAUAACAAAUAUGGUUAAUUUAAAAAAGGAAUUGCAAAAGUGUAAGCAUCCCAAUAGUCGUAAAACUAAGGCUUUAAGUAAGAAGGCUCGACGUCAAAAUAACAAACAUAAACAAAGGCUUGGACAUGCCAUCAAAAGUAACAUUUUGGGCGAAAAAUUGAAUUGGUUUCGUGAACGCAUUGAGGGCGAUAGACAGACGCCUUUAACACCUGAAGAAUUUGAGCAAUUAAUAAACUUAUACUUAAAACGUUUCGAUGAAGAAUUAGAACAGAUUUCCUUAAAACAGUCGAUUAGCAAGAGCCGAAAUAGACAGCAUUGCGCUCGACAGGAUGUUAUUCGAACUACUAUCGAAAGGGAAAGUGACGAGUAUAGAACAGGUGGAAUAGAACUUCUGAAUCUCUGCGAUUCAGUUAAAUUUAAAGCGCUUAAAGACUGGGAUGGAAGUGCCAUUAACGUACAACACUUUAAAAUGGACUUAAUAUCACAAAAUUUACUGCGAAGAAUGAAAAGGGAACUUGAGAAAAAUACUAUUGGAGAAAACGAAAACAAAACG
Glossina fuscipes is the source of this 1619-nucleotide messenger RNA. Its product is annotated as translation machinery-associated protein 16 homolog. The transcript has 3 exons. The record is from RefSeq and is a predicted model, not a curated record. Gene Ontology annotation, cellular component: nucleus. The annotation marks the transcript as partial. Lineage: Eukaryota; Metazoa; Arthropoda; Insecta; Diptera; Glossinidae.